Molecule: messenger RNA, 750 nt
Organism: Ceutorhynchus assimilis (cabbage seed weevil)
Lineage: Eukaryota; Metazoa; Arthropoda; Insecta; Coleoptera; Curculionidae
Source: the annotation of a GenBank genome assembly
AUGGAAUUUGCUGUAGGCAAUGUACACCAAGAAACAUUACUUUCCCUAGAAGACUCAAUAAUUUCUGAACUGAAAUGUUUGGCUUGUAAUAUUUGCAAAUCCUGUGGAAGUAUCAGCAAAGGCAACCGCAGUCAUCAUCUUGAACGGAUUAUAGAUUUACUAACUUAUCCAUGCAAAUAUUUCGAAAAAGGUUGUCGAAGAAGGUUCAAGCUUGAGAAGCUAAGUCAACACGAAAAUGAAUGCCAAACAGUCAAAUUUGAAUGUCCCCUUAGAGUUGGUAACAGAUGUGCUUUUAUUGGUACAAAAAGACAAAUUGUUUUUCAUUGUCAAUUGGUGCAUAGCUAUUUUACUUUUGUUGGAGAAAAACGUUUCAAGCAACAAAUCCUUCACAACAGUUUCAUAGAAAAAGCUCCUUCAAUUUUACGCACUUUUCAAAGCUCCUACCUUUACAAUCAUAAAGAUAUCCUAUUUCAAGGAACUAUUGAACAAGUACCAGGCAAUAUAAAGGUAAAAAUGUGCAGAAUUUCACUCCCGAGCGAAAUCGAGGAGGCGUUUGAUUUUAUUUUAACUUUAUUCAAUUUUAAUAACGAAAGCGUAAUUAGUUAUCGCAAACCGUGCAGUGUAAUUGAUGGACAUUAUACAAAUUCGAUUAAAAACGGUUCCGUGCAGAUUAGUUUGGAAAUUUUAAAAUGUUGUCGUUAUUUUACCAUCGAUUUCGUUGCUGCAGCUGACUAUUUUAUAAAUUGUUGA